AUGAGACCCAUGGCUUCCUCCUGGAACUGGAAGUUGCUUUCCCUCGUCUUCCUGCUGGCUAGCACGGCGGCGUGGGGCAUGGCCCACGCCCACGGCGGCGGGCUCAAGCACAUCCACCUGUACAUGCACGAGACCUUCACGGGCCCGAACGCCACGCUGUUUGCGGUGGUGCCGCCCCUGCUGGGCGUGGGCGACAACACCAGCAUGUUCGGGAUGGUCGGAGUGCUGGACGACGAGCUACGCGACGGCUCAGACCCGAGCAACUCAUCGCUGGUGGGGCGGUUCCAGUCCCUCUUCGCCUUCGCGGGGCUGGUGACGCCACCAGGCAUGCAGACGGCGACCAGCCUCGUGUUCACGGCCGGGGAGCACGCCGGGAGCACGCUGGUUAUGGUGGGCAGCAUCGUAAGCUCAGAGGGGCCCUACGAGACCGCCGUGGUGGGCGGCACCGGCGCCUUCAGGAUGGCGCGCGGGUACUGCGUUCUCAAGGCCGUGUGGAGCCCGACGCCGGUGUCCACCGUUUACGAGGUAAACCUGUUGGUGAAGAUGGAGGGAAAACUUUUGGCCAAGAUGGAUGCCUGGAAACGUACUACGUAUGCACUGUGA
Molecule: messenger RNA, 603 nt
Organism: Triticum turgidum subsp. durum (durum wheat)
Lineage: Eukaryota; Viridiplantae; Streptophyta; Magnoliopsida; Poales; Poaceae
Source: the annotation of a GenBank genome assembly